This is a messenger RNA of Caenorhabditis briggsae, 1011 nucleotides long. The transcript has 3 exons. The coding region runs from base 1 to 1011 and encodes 336 amino acids. Gene Ontology annotation, molecular function: protein binding. The record is from RefSeq and is a predicted model, not a curated record. NCBI's taxonomy places the organism in Eukaryota, Metazoa, Nematoda, Chromadorea, Rhabditida, Rhabditidae.
AUGGCUGUGGCAAGUUUUGAGCAAUUGCCGGAUGUUGUCUUGAGAGAAGUUCUCCGUGACCAGGAUUUCAUCAGCCUUCAACGUAUCCGAAAAGUUCAUCCGAACUUGACCAGUUUCAUCGAAAAGAACAAGAAUCUGAUCGAAUCUAAUCUCAAACGAUUAGAGGUGAAGGAGCAUCGAAACUUCGUCAAAGUGAAAAUGUCGGAUCUCUGGCGACACGUCAAAGUGGGAUACAAGGAAAAAGAGGACGGAUGCGUCGUCAUUCACAAGGAUAAGAAGCAAAUAGUGAAAAAUGAAGAUGUCCUAAGCCGUAUCCUGGAAGAUCUCAUUUUGGUUCUCACACACCAAAAGCAGAGCCUCGUCUCUCUGUCUCUUGCUUUUUCGGACAACUAUCCAACGUUUUUCGAGAACCUCGCCGAAUACUUGGCAACGAGAAGGCAUCAGUUACAAGUCGAGCAACUCGAAAUCAAAAUUGCCGAUGUAUCGAGACUCAUUCCACUUCUUCAAGGGUUAUCUGCCAAGCAUUUGAAGUCCAUACAUCUAAGGAGUUCAACCGGAGAACGCUCCCAUGGGAGAGCAUGGGAUUUAACUGGAAUCUCGGAUCAAGACGUUUGGAAAGGAGCAAAAGAAGUCGUAGUUGAACGGAUCGCCGUCAGAGUGCCAGUCCGCAACCUUCUGCACUUGUCAACCAUCAAUAUCCAUAUGGACAACGUCACCGCCGAGGAUAUCCAUUCACUGCGGCAGACGGCAUUGUACUCCUCUGACUUCAAGUCCUUCAAGAUUAAAUUCAACAGUCUUGAGGAUGAAAGUCUUCUGUUGGUGCUUUUGGGGAAUCCGGCUCGCACUAGAAGAAUGCCAAGUGGAAAUAUCAAAAUGACGUGGUGGUUCACGCUUGAAGAGCAUUCGGAUGCAUUCACCAAAGUUUUGGAAAUCGUCAGGAAAAGAGAUGUCUUCAAGUUCUCCAACUCAUCGAUCGCCAUGGCACUUGAAGAUCCCAUUGUUGUUGCAUAA